Molecule: messenger RNA, 1998 nt
Organism: Vavraia culicis subsp. floridensis
Lineage: Eukaryota; Fungi; Microsporidia; Pleistophoridae
Exons: 1
Coding region: 1-1998 (665 amino acids)
Source: RefSeq, a predicted model, not a curated record
AUGGAUCCCAUGUUUUUUUUCAAUAACUUGUUUUUGAUCCAUCAAUUGUUAUGUGCCAACAUAGAUGGUGGAGAGAGUGAUGACGGUUCAAAAUAUGUGUAUACAGAGGAACAACUUAUGGAUGAUAUUAAGCACUUACUGGAUGGACCUAAGCAAGAAUCAGAAAAAAGAUGUGCCCGUAUUGUAAAAUAUCUCAAAGAUCUAAACUAUCAAACGCUGGGUAAGGAUCUAGAAAGGAGAGCGUACAAGGGAUUACCAAUACUCUAUCACGAGCUCCCAAAGGCAAUACAAUUCGUCUAUAAGGCAGAGAAGUUCAGCUUAUACUUUUCUGCUCAACAGGAAGGUAAUGUAGAGCCAAGGGAGGGAUUGAAAGUUUUUAUUAAGGAAACGAAGAUUGAGAUGAUGAAAGGUGUUUUUAAAGAACUCAACCGUGUAUAUUUGACGGUUGUUGUUCGUAGUUCCCUACAAAAUUUAUCUGAUGUCGAUCUUGGAGAUACAAUGCAGCAAUUUGAUUUCAUUACCGAUUUAUAUCUUCUAAAUUUGACACAUGAAUAUACUAGUUGGGACUGUGUAUCUUAUAAUACAGUGCAAGAUUUUAUUAGUCUCGAAACGAUUCCAAGAUUACGUACACUUAAAGUGAAACAUAUGUUAGUUACGGAUGAGUUUCUAGAGAAAGUGAGUAACAUGACACUAGAAAGUCUAUGGUUUACUGGAUGUGUUUUUCUCACUUCCAAAGGUACUGUGCAACAAUCAGGAGAAAUUGAGGUGACUUUUGCAAAGUCUUAUGAGACUAUCUGCUUCGAUAAAUGCAGGAGGAGUUUUUACUAUCAACUGCGUCUGGCACAUAAAGAAAAAGCAAUAAUCAAAGUCAAUCUAAAUAAAUGCGUAAAACUACGCAAUCUGACGGUAAACAUGGAUUACUAUGUGAGUGUCAUACUCAAUAAACAAAUAGUAGAUGAUCUGCGGUAUUUAUCAUUAGGUAAAAAGAACCGUAAACUGCCACUUUCGUCUUCUCAGUGUUAUGAUGCUAGACUAGAGUAUUUAACAAUUGACACGGAAGAUGUAGAGCUCGCUGUCAAUUUUCUAAAGGAAAUCAACCGAAGCAAACUUAAGCAUUUAGUAUUAAUUUGUUUUAUUUAUGAUAUUUCCAAUUUAUUUAACCUAGAAUUUGCCGCUCUUGAAGUUUUAGAAAUUGGUGCUAGCAAUAGUAAUUUGGAGUUGAAGGAUAAAAGCACAAUUGUAGUAAAAAUGGAAAAGUUAGAAACACUGAAAAUUGAUUGCAGGUAUGUAAGUGAAGCGUUCAUGCAAAUGAUAACUGAGUUGGAAAUGUUGAAACAUCUUGAAAUUCUUGUUGCGAAUUGGUAUUUUGGUCAAAAAAUUUUACGGAAACAACUAAGCAAUUUAAAAGGACCAAUAGAAAAACUCUUCGUUAGCUCUGAGCUGACCAUUGGUGAACUGGUAAGGUCGAUAGAGCCUUUAAAAACGCUAAAAGAAUUUCGCAUAGACGGUAGAUCCAUUCGGUCAUCAUUUGAUAGCCUCGCCAAUCGAAAUGAUGGUAAAUUUCAAUCUGCAAAAGUUGACGCAAACGAACAGAAUUUAGUGGUGAGCAAGAAUGUGGUGCAUCUAAAACUCCACACUCUUCAUAUUGACAUGGGUUUAGCACAAAAAGAACUAAUCCAACUUAUGUUGUGUCAAUAUUUUGAAGCUUUCGCAGAUAUUAAGAAACUGGUGAUUGACGUAAUACCAAAACGUCCAGGAGUAAUUCAAAAAUUGUUCGGAAGUAUGCAAAAGCAGUUCAAAUACUUGAUAAAAAGCAUUUUCGAGACGUUCAAACAACUUGAUGUACUUGUGUUCUGUUAUAAGAGUUCUCACAUAUCUAGAGAAGAAGCGCAUAUUCUUCGUAAGCUUUUUUCGUCGAGAUGUAGAUCUCUUAAGGAACGAUGCGAGUGGUCAGAUAAGUGCGAUGAAGAACAAAUAAUUUUCGAGCUUCAUAAGUAA